Messenger RNA from Trichosurus vulpecula (common brushtail), 3289 nucleotides. RefSeq names its product zinc finger protein 704 (gene ZNF704). Gene Ontology annotation, biological process: regulation of transcription by RNA polymerase II. NCBI's taxonomy places the organism in Eukaryota, Metazoa, Chordata, Mammalia, Diprotodontia, Phalangeridae. The record is from RefSeq and is a predicted model, not a curated record. The coding region runs from base 1 to 1941 and encodes 646 amino acids. The transcript is spliced from 9 exons. Gene Ontology annotation, molecular function: RNA polymerase II cis-regulatory region sequence-specific DNA binding; DNA-binding transcription factor activity. Gene Ontology annotation, cellular component: nucleus.
AUGCCUUGGGAGGUGGCCCCAGCGGCCCCUUGUUGCCCCGACCCCCGGCGGGUUGCGCCUCGAGCGACAGCCCGAGCCCGAGGAGGAGGAGGAGGAGGAGGAGGGCGAGGAAGAGGAGGGCGAGGAGGAGGAGGAGGUGGUGGUGACAAACUCUCCCGCUUUGCACUGCGGCCGGGAGCCCCUGCGCCAGGCAUGCAGGCUCGGCGUUUAGCCAAGCGCUCCAGCCUGGGGAGCCGCCGGGGGGGCGCAGCGCUGCAGCCGCCGCCGGGCCCGGCGCUGGCGAGGGAGGGCGCCUUGCCCGGGCUGCCGCCCCUGGCCCCGGCCCGGGAGAGCUGGAGGCCGCCUCCCCCGCCUCGCCGAGCUGGAGCCGGAGCCGGGUCCGGGGCCGCCCCCCCUCCUGCCGCUGCCGGCGCAGCCACGGUCCCCGCCCCGGUGCUGCUGCUGUUGGAGGAGGAGGAGGAGGACGGCGAAGAGGAAGGGGGGAGGAGGCGGAGGGGGCGCGGGAGGUUGGAGGGGAAGCCCCGGGGGGGCGCGGAGGAGGAGGACGACGACGAAGAGGACGACGAGGACGAGGAGGUGGUCGUCGAGGUGGUGGAGGAAGACGAGGAGGAGGACGUAGAGGAGCGCUUCGUGCCCCCAGCGGCGCCGAAGGGCCAGACCCGGGGCUCGCUAAAGGCCGGGAGCAUUAAGCGUGAAAUGACCUUCACCUUUCAACAGGAGGACUUAAAACGUGACUUUAGUAAAAAAAUAUCCUAUCAACAAUUGUUCCCUUUGGCCAUGGCAGAAGAUGUGAGAACAGCUGACACCAAAAAAGCCCACAGAGUCCCUGAACACGAAAAAGAGAACACUCGAUCCAUCUGUCUCCUGGAACAAAAACGCAAAGUUGUUUCAUCAAAUAUCGAUGUUCCUCCAGCAAGGAAAUCUUCAGAAGAACUGGAUAUGGAUAAAGUAACAGCAGCAAUGGUACUAACCAGUUUGUCCACCAGCCCUUUGGUUCGAAGCCCUCCUGUGCGGCCAAAUGAGGGCCUCAGCGGAUCUUGGAAAGAAGGGGGAUUUGUGCCUUCAAGUACAAGCAGUAGUGGGUACUGGAGCUGGAGUGCCCCCAGUGAUCAAUCUAACCCGUCCACCCCAUCUCCACCUCUAUCAGCCGAUAGCUUCAAGCCCUUCCGAACACCCACUCAGCCAGAUGACGGCAUCGAUGAAACUGAAGCAAGCAACCUUCUCUUUGAUGAACCCAUUCCGAGGAAAAGAAAGAACUCCAUGAAGGUAAUGUUUAAAUGCCUUUGGAAAAACUGUGGGAAGGUACUGAGCACAGCUGCUGGAAUCCAGAAACACAUCAGAACCAUUCAUCUUGGACGCAUAGGUGACUCAGACUACAGUGAUGGGGAAGAAGAUUUUUACUACACAGAGAUCAAACUCAAUACAGACUCAGUGGCGGAUGGGCUCAGCAACCUCUCCCCAGUUUCUCCCUCUCAAUCCUUGGUGUCUCCUCCAACAUUCCCCACCUUGGAUUCCAGCCGUACUGAAACUCCAUGUGCCAAAACGGAGCCGAAAUUGAUGACGCCUCUGAGCCAAUCAGCUCCUACCACCCUCUACCUCGUACAUACUGACCAUGCUUACCAGGCUACUCCCCCGGUGAACAUUCCAGGAUCCACAAAGUUCUCUCCGAAUGGCAGCAGCUUUAGCAUCUCUUGGCAGUCUCCACCAGUUACCUUCACAGGCAUUCCAGUUUCCCCAACACACAAUCGUCCUGUGGGCAUAGGAGAGCAGAGACAACAGCAGACUCAUUCAGUCCUGUCUUCACCUCCCAGAGGAGCAGUCAGCUUAAGAAAGCCACGGGGGGAGGGCAAAAAAUGCCGGAAGGUUUAUGGCAUGGAGAAUCGAGACAUGUGGUGCACUGCCUGCCGUUGGAAGAAGGCCUGCCAAAGGUUCAUUGACUGAAGAGUGGAAGCCUCAAAGGUGCGAGGUGUGGAUGCCCAAGAGCCUGCCUACAGCUGCCCUUGACUCUCUACCUGCCCUCUCCUUCCACUCCUGGUUUUGAAAAGAGCUUUUUGCAUUAACCACAAAAAUGCACUCAUAGCCAAGGUGAAGCCCUUCGAGAAACCUGUGUGGAAGAACAGCAAAAAAUAUUUUAAAGUAACUAGCAUCACCAACCAGUAUCCAACCUGGAAGCAGCUAUAACUUUUUUUUUAAUUUAAAAAAAAAAGUUAACCUUUUGCUCUGUGACUUCCUCACCGCCCGGGCCCCAGUAGAUCUUGUAACUGUACUGUGAACUUCCAUAGCAGUUAAAACAACAAACCCUUCUUUCCCUAGAAUGGAGGUAUCUUUUGCUAUGUUUUCUGACUAACAUACCCUCCAAGAUUUUUUUCUGACACUUUAAGAAACAACCCACCACAUAAGCUACAGUUUAUUCAACAGCAUUUGUACAAAGAAUGGAUUCUACUCCGUAAUUCCCAAUGUGAACAGUCUUGCUUCUCUUUUCCAUUUGACUCCUUGGAGCCAUGCAUACCCUGCUGUGCUAUAGGAACAAACAGCACUCAUGAUUUCUUUUCCAUUUGGGGUUUUCUUUUUAAAAAAUGGCCACACACCAGACGUCCUGUGGGAACUAUUAACCUGUAAGCCCCCUGGGACCUUUAAGAACACAAAAAGAUAACACAAACGAUGGAAAUCACCAGCAAACUUCAGCUAUGAGCUGAGAUCAGGAAACCCAGUUGUCAUCUUUGGGAAACAUCUGGGAGCUUCACUUGAUUUCCCAAGAAGCUUUUUCUAAUUGCUUGGCUUUCUAUGAUGUAGUGGCCAUGCCAUGAGAGGCAGCAUUCUGCUUCUCUCCAUUUUAUUGCAAUUCCAUCAAGAACUGGUCCAUGUAGCCAUCUGGGUAACCCUUAAUCCUUUUUUUCAGGGAUGUGAUCCAAACCAGCAGCUCAGCUCUGUUUACUGUUAUUGCUUGUUUGUGAGACUGUUGCCAGCUUAAUGGGUCACUAGUCCUUUCCACAAAAAAAAAGAAAAAGAAAAAGAGAAUUCUACAACUAACUGUUUUCAGAAAAGGUAUAAAAAUCAGAAAUAUCCCAUACACAUAAAUCUAUGAGGUUGGCUUUAAAUGCAGAAUACAGCCUACAUAGUCUCAUCCAUUCUAAAAAGUCAUUUUGAGGUUAGAAAACCAAUUCCUAUUUUGAGUGCACUUUUAUAGAUUUUUAUGCUUUUGCAUGUCUGGUAUAUGGGUUAAUGAAUACUAUAGAUCUUUGUAGAAGUUAAUGCAAGAUACAGACCUUUAUUUUUAUCAUUUGAAAAA